This is a messenger RNA of Guillardia theta CCMP2712, 402 nucleotides long. RefSeq lists its product as hypothetical. The transcript has 7 exons. Bases 1 to 402 code for a protein of 133 amino acids. The record is from RefSeq and is a predicted model, not a curated record. Lineage: Eukaryota; Cryptophyceae; Pyrenomonadales; Geminigeraceae.
AUGGAAGCUACCUCCCCGACUCUUGCGGCUUCCCUGCAGUCAGGCAGACCAACCGUCAUCGAGUUCUACGCCAAAUGGUGCGGGGACUGCAAGGCAAUGGCGAAGACGAUGAAGACAUUGGAGCAGCAGUAUGGGAGCGACAAGAUUAACUUUGUUGUUCUUGAUGCGGAGAAGGACGCGAACUCACAGCUGGUCAAUCUCUUCCGCGUGGACGCCAUCCCGCAUUUUGCGUUCAUCUCAGCUGAUCGCACUCUUCUCACGACCUUGACAGGAUUUCUUCCUCCUGGCGUCAUGGAGAAGCAGAUGGUAGCCUUUAGCCAAGGCGUACAACUGCCGUUCUGCGGGCCCGACAUGUGCGGGCUGACACCCGAGCAAGCGAUGAUGCAGAAGGGGAGGCGGUGA